AUGAAUUCGUCAUUUAUGGAGAUGUGGGUCACUAGUCCCGGCCAAACAAGCUACUUUUUCACGUCCUGUACAGGUUCGGAGCCAGGGACGUUUGAAUAUGCCAUCUCGCGAGACCAUGAUGAGCCGAACCACUUCUUCGUCUUUGAGCGGUACAGCGGCAGGGAAGCGUUUGACAAGCAUUGUGCCAGUCAAGAGUAUCAGAAUCUGCUUAACUCGAGAGUCAUGGUCGGCCUACCACAGCCCAAGGUCUUGAAGCAACUGAAGCCCAAUUAG
Cladophialophora bantiana CBS 173.52 is the source of this 273-nucleotide messenger RNA. RefSeq lists its product as uncharacterized. Lineage: Eukaryota; Fungi; Ascomycota; Eurotiomycetes; Chaetothyriales; Herpotrichiellaceae. Bases 1 to 273 code for a protein of 90 amino acids. The transcript is spliced from 2 exons. The record is from RefSeq and is a predicted model, not a curated record.